AUGUUAAAGAAAUGGUCAGAAGAGAAAGAAUGAAUAGCAAAAAGCCGGUUAAAGAUUACUUAUCUAAAGACGAUAUCGUUUUAAGUGGGGACAACUUAGAUGAUGAGGAACCUGUACCUGAAAAGGCACAAAACCACAAAGACCAGCAGCUUGAUAAUCAUAAAAGUGGUACUCAAAAACUUUUUGAUUUUAGACAAUACAUCGAUUGUAUGAAUCCAGAAGAGCAAGAAAGGCUAAAUGUUAAAUUCAUCAGAGCAAUUUUCUCUUCAGAUGCUCCACUUUCGAUACUGGGAAAUGAAGCUAUUGAAAAAUCAACUGCAAUUGGAGUCCACUGUGAUGGAAGGAGUAAUAGACGGAAUGAGUCUAUUGUUAACUUCGUUGUGACUACUCCGGAAACUAUGCUAUACAAAACAAAAAACACCAAAGCUGAAUUACAUACUGGAGAAUAUAUGGCACAGUUAAUUCUUGAAGUUAUUAACGAGGUUGGAGCUGAAAAGGUUUUAAUAGUAGUAACCGAUGCUGCGCGGCACAUUGUUUCAAUUUAUUGGCGAAAGACAUAA
This is a messenger RNA of Belonocnema kinseyi, 560 nucleotides long. RefSeq lists its product as uncharacterized. The record is from RefSeq and is a predicted model, not a curated record. The coding region runs from base 12 to 560 and encodes 182 amino acids. NCBI's taxonomy places the organism in Eukaryota, Metazoa, Arthropoda, Insecta, Hymenoptera, Cynipidae. The transcript is spliced from 5 exons.